GAGAGAUCGACCAUCUUCGUCAUAACACGAGCACAAGAACGUUGCGCAUACUUCCACCAACUCUUUGCGCAGGUUGCGGCUAGCUCAGUCUUUUCCAUCCUGUCACUAUGCCGGCCUACCACUCCAUCUACCUCGAUGAGGCCGACCUCCCCGUGAUCGGCAAUUUCCCCCUCCUCCCCCUUCGCACCCGCACUCGCGGCCCCGCAUACGUCCUCCCCGUGAUUCCUCCCUCAGAGUCAGAUAUCGACAUCGACCCGAACAGCGAGUCAUACGACUGCAUAGACGAGAUUCUGUCGCUCUUCCGCGCCAAUGUGCUGUUCCGGAACUUUGAAAUCAAGGGCCCCGCCGACCGUAUGCUGAUUUAUGGCAUCUUGUUCUUGAGCGAGUGUCUGGGGAAGGUUAAGCCGAACAUGACGGCUCGGGAUGCUGAGAAGGCUUUGAUCAAUACCGCGCUCGAACAAUUCGCUAUCCCAGGCGAUGCAUCAUUCCCUUUGAACCAUGCUUUUGAGCGCCCACGUGAUAGACAAGAUGCGGAACAGCUUCGACAAUAUCUCUCCCAAGUACGACAAGAGCUUGCCAUUCGUCUGCUCACUAAAUUAUACCCCGGUGGCGAAGGCCCUUCCAAAUUCUGGCUCAGUUUUUCAAAGAGAAAGUUCAUGGGCAAAAGUCUAUAGAUGAUGAUGUUGUUUAUGUCUCGCUUUGUUUCUUGACGAAUAGCAGCGUGAUUGUGAAUAUUACUUUGUUUAUCGCUACUACUGAACUCUUGUAGAAC
Messenger RNA from Talaromyces proteolyticus, 772 nucleotides. Its product is annotated as putative ARP2/3 complex subunit Arc18. Gene Ontology annotation, cellular component: Arp2/3 protein complex; cytoskeleton. The coding region runs from base 108 to 674 and encodes 188 amino acids. The transcript is spliced from 6 exons. NCBI's taxonomy places the organism in Eukaryota, Fungi, Ascomycota, Eurotiomycetes, Eurotiales, Trichocomaceae. Gene Ontology annotation, molecular function: actin filament binding. The record is from RefSeq and is a predicted model, not a curated record. Gene Ontology annotation, biological process: regulation of actin filament polymerization; Arp2/3 complex-mediated actin nucleation.